AUGUCAGCUCGCGCCGGAUCAGAGUCGGAUCCUUGGCUCGAUAAAGACAUUCUGGCUAGUCCUGAGGUCACGCGCACGUACGACUUUGUCCUCACCAAUGGCCUCGCUGCUCCGGACGGAUUCCUCAAGAAGCGCAUCUUGAUCAAUGGUCAGUCGCCUGGCCCUCUCAUCGAGGCCAAUGAGGGAGACACGAUCGUGGUCAAUGUCGCCAACUACCUCGACCAGGGCACGUCGAUUCAUUGGCACGGCAUGUUCCAGAAUAGCACACCCUUCAUGGACGGCAUCGCUGGCUUCUCGCAGUGCCCCAUCCCACCCGGUGGCUCGCUCACCUACCGCUUCAAGAUCGAGGGUCAGUACGGAUCGUACUGGUGGCACAGUCACUCGAAGAUGCAAUAUACCGAUGGCCUGUACGGUGGUCUGAUCGUUCGAUCCGAGCGCGAUCCGUACCAGAAGUGCCGUGACUACGACGACGAGCGCGUCUUCCUCUUUGCCGACAACUACCACGACUUUGCCGAUGAUAUUGUCACCCAGCUCCUCUCGGCCAAAGGCUACAACGGGUCGGUGGCAGCACCGUCACCUCAGUCGGGACUCAUCAAUGGAGUCGGCGUGUUCGAUUGUGCGGCGCUGUACAAGGCCAAGACGCACCAGCCGGGAAUGCCGAGCGCGUGCUACCCACAGCAGACGCCCACGAUGGAUGUUGAGCCACACAAGAAGUACCGAUUCAGGUUCAUCAACACAGGUUCGCAUGCUCAGCACAUCAUCUCGAUCGACGAUCACGAGCUGCACGUGAUCGCAGCUGACGGCACUCCCGUUGUUCCGCACAAAGUCCACCGCAUUCCGAUUCACAACGGCCAGAGACACGACGCGAUCGUUCAUACCAACGUCGGCAAGAGCGGUGACAGCUUCCUGCUGCGCUCGACCAUGACGACUAAGUGCUUUGCUUUUGUCGACCCGCUGCUUAAUCCUGUGGCGAAUCUCACGCUGCAGUACAAGAAGCAUGGACACUUCGCCCGACAGAAGGCACCCGUGCCCCACGACUGGAGCGACAACAUCACUCCGUGCGUCGACCUGGACGACUCGCUGCUGAUCCCGGCGAUGGACACUUCAGUGCCGGUCAACACCAACCCAAACUCGCUCGGCAUCUUCAACUCGCAGUUCGGCAACCUCAAGCUCGCCAACGGCACCACGCUUGGUCGCUUCUUCAUCGACAAUGUUACGCAAGUCAACUAUGUCAACAAGCCGUACCUGCAGAUGGCGCACCAUGGCCAGCCGAUCAAUGCGUCGACCAUCGCGUCGCUGCUCGUGCCGGAUGAUGUGUGGGUGGCGGACAUCAUCAUCAAUAACGAAGACACGUUCCUCGACCAUCCCUUCCACCUGCACGGCACCGACAUGCACAUCAUCAAGCACGGCUCCGGACGCAUCGACCUGGCGCAGUGGCUCGCGCUCAACCAGCAGCCGGGCGCACUCAACCUCAAGAACCCGCUGCGUCGAGACACGAUCAUCGUCGGCCGCUCGAGUUACGUGAUCGUCCGCAUCAUCCCCGACCUGCCGGGCGUGUGGCCUUUGCACUGCCACAUCUCCAUGCAUGUUGCAGAGGGCCUCAUGGCCGCCGUCGCCAUCCAUCCGCACAAGAUCCAGCAGCUACCCUGGUCCCAAGACGUGCUCAACCUCUGUCCCACCGGCGGUCCGGCGAUCAACGAGAUCGAGCCGGCUUGA
Messenger RNA from Moesziomyces antarcticus, 1716 nucleotides. Its product is annotated as multi-copper oxidase laccase-like protein. The record is from RefSeq and is a predicted model, not a curated record. The transcript is spliced from 2 exons. Lineage: Eukaryota; Fungi; Basidiomycota; Ustilaginomycetes; Ustilaginales; Ustilaginaceae. Gene Ontology annotation, molecular function: oxidoreductase activity; copper ion binding. The coding region runs from base 1 to 1716 and encodes 571 amino acids.